AUGUUUGAAAAGUUUGCAACAGAAGAUUAUUACCCAGUCAAUGCACCCAGAUCAUGCUCCUUUUGGACAAUAGCGACAACAACUCCCAUCUGUGAAGAAACGGAUGGAAUGGAUUCAAUAACAACAAUACCUUCAACUGAAAUUACAACAAACGACAAGACAGCAGACAUUGAAAAUCUGCGACCUUCGUCUGAGACACCGUUUAAAAGUUCUGAAGACAAAUUGGUUAUAGAGUACGUGCCUACGAAGACAAGACCAAUAGCCAAUGUUGAACUGGUUUCUACUGAUAAUGUUAAGACAUAUACAGUGCAAUUCUUUAAUGCAGAUGGAACUGUGACAACGAGAAAGGUGAAUGUUGGCGAAAAGGCUACAAGUGUUGGAACUAAACCUGACGUGAGAAAAGUGAAUGUAAUUAUCACACCUGAUGACAAAGAAGAUUCAUACAAACCUGUUCAGCUUCAAUUAAGUGUCCACGCCUGUUUUGAAGUCAUGUCUACGUCAAUUCCAAGUACAACAACAGUUCCACAGACAGCGUCUUCAGCAGUCAUCACUACAGCCGAGGUUACACCAACACCUACAGCUACACCAGAAAUUUCAACUGAAACUACUCAAACAUUAAAGGUAUCAAGUGGAAAAGUUACAACACCAACUCAAGUGUCAACUACAAGUGCAUCUCCUGGGCUUUCAAUUACAACAAUAGCGACAACAACUCCCAUCUGUGAAGAAACGGAUGGAAUGGAUUCAAUAACAACAAUACCUUCAACUGAAAUUACAACAAACGACAAGACAGCAGACAUUGAAAAUCUGCGACCUUCGUCUGAGACACCGUUUAAAAGUUCUGAAGACAAAUUGGUUAUAGAGUACGUGCCUACGAAGACAAGACCAAUAGCCAAUGUUGAACUGGUUUCUACUGAUAAUGUUAAGACAUAUACAGUGCAAUUCUUUAAUGCAGAUGGAACUGUGACAACGAGAAAGGUGAAUGUUGGCGAAAAGGCUACAAGUGUUGGAACUAAACCUGACGUGAGAAAAGUGAAUGUAAUUAUCACACCUGAUGACAAAGAAGAUUCAUACAAACCUGUUCAGCUUCAAUUAAGUGUCCACGCCUGUUUUGAAGUCAUGUCUACGUCAAUUCCAAGUACAACAACAGUUCCACAGACAGCGUCUUCAGCAGUCAUCACUACAGCCGAGGUUACACCAACACCUACAGCUACACCAGAAAUUUCAACUGAAACUACUCAAACAUUAAAGGUAUCAAGUGGAAAAGUUACAACACCAACUCAAGUGUCAACUACAAGUGCAUCUCCUGGGCUUUCAAUUACAACAAUAGCGACAACAACUCCCAUCUGUGAAGAAACGGAUGGAAUGGAUUCAAUAACAACAAUACCUUCAACUGAAAUUACAACAAACGACAAGACAGCAGACAUUGAAAAUCUGCGACCUUCGUCUGAGACACCGUUUAAAAGUUCUGAAGACAAAUUGGUUAUAGAGUACGUGCCUACGAAGACAAGACCAAUAGCCAAUGUUGAACUGGUUUCUACUGAUAAUGUUAAGACAUAUACAGUGCAAUUCUUUAAUGCAGAUGGAACUGUGACAACGAGAAAGGUGAAUGUUGGCGAAAAGGCUACAAGUGUUGGAACUAAACCUGACGUGAGAAAAGUGAAUGUAAUUAUCACACCUGAUGACAAAGAAGAUUCAUACAAACCUGUUCAGCUUCAAUUAAGUGUCCACGCCUGUUUUGAAGUCAUGUCUACGUCAAUUCCAAGUACAACAACAGUUCCACAGACAGCGUCUUCAGCAGUCAUCACUACAGCCGAGGUUACACCAACACCUACAGCUACACCAGAAAUUUCAACUGAAACUACUCAAACAUUAAAGGUAUCAAGUGGAAAAGUUACAACACCAACUCAAGUGUCAACUACAAGUGCAUCUCCUGGGCUUUCAAUUACAACAAUAUCGACAACAACUCCCAUCUGUGAAGAAACGGAUGGAAUGGAUUCAAUAACAACAAUACCUUCAACUGAAAUUACAACAAACGACAAGACAGCAGACAUUGAAAAUCUGCGACCUUCGUCUGAGACACCGUUUAAAAGUUCUGAAGACAAAUUGGUUAUAGAGUACGUGCCUACGAAGACAAGACCAAUAGCCAAUGUUGAACUGGUUUCUACUGAUAAUGUUAAGACAUAUACAGUGCAAUUCUUUAAUGCAGAUGGAACUGUGACAACGAGAAAGGUGAAUGUUGGCGAAAAGGCUACAAGUGUUGGAACUAAACCUGACGUGAGAAAAGUGAAUGUAAUUAUCACACCUGAUGACAAAGAAGAUUCAUACAAACCUGUUCAGCUUCAAUUAAGUGUCCACGCCUGUUUUGAAGUCAUGUCUACGUCAAUUCCAAGUACAACAACAGUUCCACAGACAGCGUCUUCAGCAGUCAUCACUACAGCCGAGGUUACACCAACACCUACAGCUACACCAGAAAUUUCAACUGAAACUACUCAAACAUUAAAGGUAUCAAGUGGAAAAGUUACAACACCAACUCAAGUGUCAACUACAAGUGCAUCUCCUGGGCUUUCAAUUACAACAAUAGCGACAACAACUCCCAUCUGUGAAGAAACGGAUGGAAUGGAUUCAAUAACAACAAUACCUUCAACUGAAAUUACAACAAACGACAAGACAGCAGACAUUGAAAAUCUGCGACCUUCGUCUGAGACACCGUUUAAAAGUUCUGAAGACAAAUUGGUUAUAGAGUACGUGCCUACGAAGACAAGACCAAUAGCCAAUGUUGAACUGGUUUCUACUGAUAAUGUUAAGACAUAUACAGUGCAAUUCUUUAAUGCAGAUGGAACUGUGACAACGAGAAAGGUGAAUGUUGGCGAAAAGGCUACAAGUGUUGGAACUAAACCUGACGUGAGAAAAGUGAAUGUAAUUAUCACACCUGAUGACAAAGAAGAUUCAUACAAACCUGUUCAGCUUCAAUUAAGUGUUCACGCCUGUUUUGAAGUCAUGUCUACGUCAAUUCCAAGUACAACAACAGUUCCACAGACAGCGUCGUCAGCAGUCAUCACUACAGCCGAGGUUACACCAACACCUACAGCUACACCAGAAAUUUCAACUGAAACUACUCAAACAUUAAAGGUAUCAAGUGGAAAAGUUACAACACCAACUCAAGUGUCAACUACAAGUGCAUCUCCUGGGCUUUCAAUUACAACAAUAGCGACAACAACUCCCAUCUGUGAAGAAACGGAUGGAAUGGAUUCAAUAACAACAAUACCUUCAACUGAAAUUACAACAAAUGACAAGACAGCAGACAUUGAAAAUCUGCGACCUUCGUCUAAGACACCGUUUAAAAGUUCUGAAGACAAAUUGGUUAUAGAGUACGUGCCUACGAAGACAAGACCAAUAGCCAAUGUUGAACUGGUUUCUACUGAUAAUGUUAAGACAUAUACAGUGCAAUUCUUUAAUGCAGAUGGAACUGUGACAACGAGAAAGGUGAAUGUUGGCGAAAAGGCUACAAGUGUUGGAACUAAACCUGACGUGAGAAAAGUGAAUGUAAUUAUCACACCUGAUGACAAAGAAGAUUCAUACAAACCUGUUCAGCUUCAAUUAAGUGUUCACGCCUGUUUUGAAGUCAUGUCUACGUCAAUUCCAAGUACAACAACAGUUCCACAGACAGCGUCGUCAGCAGUCAUCACUACAGCCGAGGUUACACCAACACCUACAGCUACACCAGAAAUUUCAACUGAAACUACUCAAACAUUAAAGGUAUCAAGUGGAAAAGUUACAACACCAACUCAAGUGUCAACUACAAGUGCAUCUCCUGGGCUUUCAAUUACAACAAUAGCGACAACAACUCCCAUCUGUGAAGAAACGGAUGGAAUGGAUUCAAUAACAACAAUACCUUCAACUGAAAUUACAACAAAUGACAAGACAGCAGACAUUGAAAAUCUGCGACCUUCGUCUAAGACACCGUUUAAAAGUUCUGAAGACAAAUUGGUUAUAGAGUACGUGCCUACGAAGACAAGACCAAUAGCCAAUGUUGAACUGGUUUCUACUGAUAAUGUUAAGACAUAUACAGUGCAAUUCUUUAAUGGAGAUGGAACUGUGACAACGAGAAAGGUGAAUGUUGGCGAAAAGGCUACAAGUGUUGGAACUAAACCUGACGUGAGAAAAGUGAAUGUAAUUAUCACACCUGAUGACAAAGAAGAUUCAUACAAACCUGUUCAGCUUCAAUUAAGUGUUCACGCCUGUUUUGAAGUCAUGUCUACGUCAAUUCCAAGUACAACAACAGUUCCACAGACAGCGUCGUCAGCAGUCAUCACUACAGCCGAGGUUACACCAACACCUACAGCUACACCAGAAAUUUCAACUGAAACUACUCAAACAUUAAAGGUAUCAAGUGGAAAAGUUACAACACCAACUCAAGUGUCAACUACAAGUGCAUCUCCUGGGCUUUCAAUUACAACAAUAGCGACAACAACUCCCAUCUGUGAAGAAACGGAUGGAAUGGAUUCAAUAACAACAAUACCUUCAACUGAAAUUACAACAAAUGACAAGACAGCAGACAUUGAAAAUCUGCGACCUUCGUCUAAGACACCGUUUAAAAGUUCUGAAGACAAAUUGGUUAUAGAGUACGUGCCUACGAAGACAAGACCAAUAGCCAAUGUUGAACUGGUUUCUACUGAUAAUGUUAAGACAUAUACAGUGCAAUUCUUUAAUGCAGAUGGAACUGUGACAACGAGAAAGGUGAAUGUUGGCGAAAAGGCUACAAGUGUUGGAACUAAACCUGACGUGAGAAAAGUGAAUGUAAUUAUCACACCUGAUGACAAAGAAGAUUCAUACAAACCUGUUCAGCUUCAAUUAAGUGUUCACGCCUGUUUUGAAGUCAUGUCUACGUCAAUUCCAAGUACAACAACAGUUCCACAGACAGCGUCGUCAGCAGUCAUCACUACAGCCGAGGUUACACCAACACCUACAGCUACACCAGAAAUUUCAACUGAAACUACUCAAACAUUAAAGGUAUCAAGUGGAAAAGUUACAACACCAACUCAAGUGUCAACUACAAGUGCAUCUCCUGGGCUUUCAAUUACAACAAUAGCGACAACAACUCCCAUCUGUGAAGAAACGGAUGGAAUGGAUUCAAUAACAACAAUACCUUCAACUGAAAUUACAACAAAUGACAAGACAGCAGACAUUGAAAAUCUGCGACCUUCGUCUAAGACACCGUUUAAAAGUUCUGAAGACAAAUUGGUUAUAGAGUACGUGCCUACGAAGACAAGACCAAUAGCCAAUGUUGAACUGGUUUCUACUGAUAAUGUUAAGACAUAUACAGUGCAAUUCUUUAAUGCAGAUGGAACUGUGACAACGAGAAAGGUGAAUGUUGGCGAAAAUGCUACAAGUGUUGGAACUAAACCUGACGUGAGAAAAGUGAAUGUAAUUAUCACACCUGAUGACAAAGAAGAUUCAUACAAACCUGUUCAGCUUCAAUUAAGUGUCCACGCCUGUUUUGAAGUCAUGUCUACGUCAAUUCCAAGUACAACAACAGUUCCACAGACAGCGUCGUCAGCAGUCAUCACUACAGCCGAGGUUACACCAACACCUACAGCUACACCAGAAAUUUCAACUGAAACUACUCAAACAUUAAAGGUAUCAAGUGGAAAAGUUACAACACCAACUCAAGUGUCAACUACAAGUGCAUCUCCUGGGCUUUCAAUUACAACAAUAGCGACAACAACUCCCAUCUGUGAAGAAACGGAUGGAAUGGAUUCAAUAACAACAAUACCUUCAACUGAAAUUACAACAAAUGACAAGACAGCAGACAUUGAAAAUCUGCGACCUUCGUCUAAGACACCGUUUAAAAGUUCUGAAGACAAAUUGGUUAUAGAGUACGUGCCUACGAAGACAAGACCAAUAGCCAAUGUUGAACUGGUUUCUACUGAUAAUGUUAAGACAUAUACAGUGCAAUUCUUUAAUGCAGAUGGAACUGUGACAACGAGAAAGGUGAAUGUUGGCGAAAAGGCUACAAGUGUUGGAACUAAACCUGACGUGAGAAAAGUGAAUGUAAUUAUCACACCUGAUGACAAAGAAGAUUCAUACAAACCUGUUCAGCUUCAAUUAAGUGUCCACGCCUGUUUUGAAGUCAUGUCUACGUCAAUUCCAAGUACAACAACAGUUCCACAGACAGCGUCUUCAGCAGUCAUCACUACAGCCGAGGUUACACCAACACCUACAGCUACACCAGAAAUUUCAACUGAAACUACUCAAACAUUAAAGGUAUCAAGUGGAAAAGUUACAACACCAACUCAAGUGUCAACUACAAGUGCAUCUCCUGGGCUUUCAAUUACAACAAUAGCGACAACAACUCCCAUCUGUGAAGAAACGGAUGGAAUGGAUUCAAUAACAACAAUACCUUCAACUGAAAUUACAACAAACGACAAGACAGCAGACAUUGAAAAUCUGCGACCUUCGUCUGAGACACCGUUUAAAAGUUCUGAAGACAAAUUGGUUAUAGAGUACGUGCCUACGAAGACAAGACCAAUAGCCAAUGUUGAACUGGUUUCUACUGAUAAUGUUAAGACAUAUACAGUGCAAUUCUUUAAUGCAGAUGGAACUGUGACAACGAGAAAGGUGAAUGUUGGCGAAAAGGCUACAAGUGUUGGAACUAAACCUGACGUGAGAAAAGUGAAUGUAAUUAUCACACCUGAUGACAAAGAAGAUUCAUACAAACAUGUUCAGCUUCAAUUAAGUGUUCACGCCUGUUUUGAAGUCAUGUCUACGUCAAUUCCAAGUACAACAACAGUUCCACAGACAGCGUCGUCAGCAGUCAUCACUACAGCCGAGGUUACACCAACACCUACAGCUACACCAGAAAUUUCAACUGAAACUACUCAAACAUUAAAGGUAUCAAGUGGAAAAGUUACAACACCAACUCAAGUGUCAACUACAAGUGCAUCUCCUGGGCUUUCAAUUACAACAAUAGCGACAACAACUCCCAUCUGUGAAGAAACGGAUGGAAUGGAUUCAAUAACAACAAUACCUUCAACUGAAAUUACAACAAAUGACAAGACAGCAGACAUUGAAAAUCUGCGACCUUCGUCUAAGACACCGUUUAAAAGUUCUGAAGACAAAUUGGUUAUAGAGUACGUGCCUACGAAGACAAGACCAAUAGCCAAUGUUGAACUGGUUUCUACUGAUAAUGUUAAGACAUAUACAGUGCAAUUCUUUAAUGCAGAUGGAACUGUGACAACGAGAAAGGUGAAUGUUGGCGAAAAGGCUACAAGUGUUGGAACUAAACCUGACGUGAGAAAAGUGAAUGUAAUUAUCACACCUGAUGACAAAGAAGAUUCAUACAAACCUGUUCAGCUUCAAUUAAGUGUUCACGCCUGUUUUGAAGUCAUGUCUACGUCAAUUCCAAGUACAACAACAGUUCCACAGACAGCGUCGUCAGCAGUCAUCACUACAGCCGAGGUUACACCAACACCUACAGCUACACCAGAAAUUUCAACUGAAACUACUCAAACAUUAAAGGUAUCAAGUGGAAAAGUUACAACACCAACUCAAGUGUCAACUACAAGUGCAUCUCCUGGGCUUUCAAUUACAACAAUAGCGACAACAACUCCCAUCUGUGAAGAAACGGAUGGAAUGGAUUCAAUAACAACAAUACCUUCAACUGAAAUUACAACAAAUGACAAGACAGCAGACAUUGAAAAUCUGCGACCUUCGUCUAAGACACCGUUUAAAAGUUCUGAAGACAAAUUGGUUAUAGAGUACGUGCCUACGAAGACAAGACCAAUAGCCAAUGUUGAACUGGUUUCUACUGAUAAUGUUAAGACAUAUACAGUGCAAUUCUUUAAUGCAGAUGGAACUGUGACAACGAGAAAGGUGAAUGUUGGCGAAAAGGCUACAAGUGUUAGAACUAAACCUGACGUGAGAAAAGUGAAUGUAAUUAUCACACCUGAUGACAAAGAAGAUUCAUACAAACCUGUUCAGCUUCAAUUAAGUGUCCACGCCUGUUUUGAAGUCAUGUCUACGUCAAUUCCAAGUACAACAACAGUUCCACAGACAGCGUCUUCAGCAGUCAUCACUACAGCCGAGGUUACACCAACACCUACAGCUACACCAGAAAUUUCAACUGAAACUACUCAAACAUUAAAGGUAUCAAGUGGAAAAGUUACAACACCAACUCAAGUGUCAACUACAAGUGCAUCUCCUGGGCUUUCAAUUACAACAAUAGCGACAACAACUCCCAUCUGUGAAGAAACGGAUGGAAUGGAUUCAAUAACAACAAUACCUUCAACUGAAAUUACAACAAAUGACAAGACAGCAGACAUUGAAAAUCUGCGACCUUCGUCUAAGACACCGUUUAAAAGUUCUGAAGACAAAUUGGUUAUAGAGUACGUGCCUACGAAGACAAGACCAAUAGCCAAUGUUGAACUGGUUUUUACUGAUAAUGUUAAGACAUAUACAGUGCAAUUCUUUAAUGCAGAUGGAACUGUGACAACGAGAAAGGUGAAUGUUGGCGAAAAGGCUACAAGUGUUGGAACUAAACCUGACGUGAGAAAAGUGAAUGUAAUUAUCACACCUGAUGACAAAGAAGAUUCAUACAAACCUGUUCAGCUUCAAUUAAGUGUCCACGCCUGUUUUGAAGUCAUGUCUACGUCAAUUCCAAGUACAACAACAGUUCCACAGACAGCGUCUUCAGCAGUCAUCACUACAGCCGAGGUUACACCAACACCUACAGCUACACCAGAAAUUUCAACUGAAACUACUCAAACAUUAAAGGUAUCAAGUGGAAAAGUUACAACACCAACUCAAGUGUCAACUACAAGUGCAUCUCCUGGGCUUUCAAUUACAACAAUAGCGACAACAACUCCCAUCUGUGAAGAAACGGAUGGAAUGGAUUCAAUAACAACAAUACCUUCAACUGAAAUUACAACAAAUGACAAGACAGCAGACAUUGAAAAUCUGCGACCUUCGUCUAAGACACCGUUUAAAAGUUCUGAAGACAAAUUGGUUAUAGAGUACGUGCCUACGAAGACAAGACCAAUAGCCAAUGUUGAACUGGUUUCUACUGAUAAUGUUAAGACAUAUACAGUGCAAUUCUUUAAUGCAGAUGGAACUGUGACAACGAGAAAGGUGAAUGUUGGCGAAAAGACUACAAGUGUUGGAACUAAACCUGACGUGAGAAAAGUGAAUGUAAUUAUCACACCUGAUGACAAAGAAGAUUCAUACAAACCUGUUCAGCUUCAAUUAAGUGUCCACGCCUGUUUUGAAGUCAUGUCUACGUCAAUUCCAAGUACAACAACAGUUCCACAGACAGCGUCGUCAACAGUCAUCACUACAGCCGAGGUUACACCAACACCUACAGCUACACCAGAAAUUUCAACUGAAACUACUCAAACAUUAAAGGUAUCAAGUGGAAAAGUUACAACACCAACUCAAGUGUCAACUACAAGUGCAUCUCCUGGGCUUUCAAUUACAACAAUAGCGACAACAACUCCCAUCUGUGAAGAAACGGAUGGAAUGGAUUCAAUAACAACAAUACCUUCAACUGAAAUUACAACAAAUGACAAGACAGCAGACAUUGAAAAUCUGCGACCUUCGUCUAAGACACCGUUUAAAAGUUCUGAAGACAAAUUGGUUAUAGAGUACGUGCCUACGAAGACAAGACCAAUAGCCAAUGUUGAACUGGUUUCUACUGAUAAUGUUAAGACAUAUACAGUGCAAUUCUUUAAUGCAGAUGGAACUGUGACAACGAGAAAGGUGAAUGUUGGCGAAAAGGCUACAAGUGUUGGAACUAAACCUGACGUGAGAAAAGUGAAUGUAAUUAUCACACCUGAUGACAAAGAAGAUUCAUACAAACCUGUUCAGCUUCAAUUAAGUGUUCACGCCUGUUUUGAAGUCAUGUCUACGUCAAUUCCAAGUACAACAACAGUUCCACAGACAGCGUCGUCAGCAGUCAUCACUACAGCCGAGGUUACACCAACACCUACAGCUACACCAGAAAUUUCAACUGAAACUACUCAAACAUUAAAGGUAUCAAGUGGAAAAGUUACAACACCAACUCAAGUGUCAACUACAAGUGCAUCUCCUGGGCUUUCAAUUACAACAAUAGCGACAACAACUCCCAUCUGUGAAGAAACGGAUGGAAUGGAUUCAAUAACAACAAUACCUUCAACUGAAAUUACAACAAAUGACAAGACAGCAGACAUUGAAAAUCUGCGACCUUCGUCUAAGACACCGUUUAAAAGUUCUGAAGACAAAUUGGUUAUAGAGUACGUGCCUACGAAGACAAGACCAAUAGCCAAUGUUGAACUGGUUUCUACUGAUAAUGUUAAGACAUAUACAGUGCAAUUCUUUAAUGCAGAUGGAACUGUGACAACGAGAAAGGUGAAUGUUGGCGAAAAGGCUACAAGUGUUGGAACUAAACCUGACGUGAGAAAAGUGAAUGUAAUUAUCACACCUGAUGACAAAGAAGAUUCAUACAAACCUGUUCAGCUUCAAUUUAGUGUCCACGCCUGUUUUGAAGUCAUGUCUACGUCAAUUCCAAGUACAACAACAGUUCCACAGACAGCGUCUUCAGCAGUCGUCACUACAGCCGAGGUUACACCAACACCUACAGCUCCACCAGAAAUUUCAACUGAAACUACUCAAACAUUAAAGGUAUCAAGUGGAAAAGUUACAACACCAACUCAAGUGUCAACUACAAGUGCAUCUCCUGGGCUUUCAAUUACAACAAUAGCGACAACAACUUCCAUCUGUGAAGAAACGGAUGGAAUGGAUUCAAUAACAACAAUACCUUCAACUGAAAUUACAACAAAUGACAAGACAGCAGACAUUGAAAAUCUGCGACCUUCGUCUAAGACACCGUUUAAAAGUUCUGAAGACAAAUUGGUUAUAGAGUACGUGCCUACGAAGACAAGACCAAUAGCCAAUGUUGAACUGGUUUCUACUGAUAAUGUUAAGACAUAUACAGUGCAAUUCUUUAAUGCAGAUGGAACUGUGACAACGAGAAAGGUGAAUGUUGGCGAAAAGGCUACAAGUGUUGGAACUAAACCUGACGUGAGAAAAGUGAAUGUAAUUAUCACACCUGCUGACAAAGAAGAUUCAUACAAACCUGUUCAGCUUCAAUUAAGUGUCCACGCCUGUUUUGAAGUCAUGUCUACGUCAAUUCCAAGUACAACAACAGUUCCACAGACAGCGUCUUCAGCAGUCGUCACUACAGCCGAGGUUACACCAACACCUACAGCUACACCAGAAAUUUCAACUGAAACUACUCAAACAUUAAAGGUAUCAAGUGGAAAAGUUACAACACCAACUCAAGUGUCAACUACAAGUGCAUCUCCUGGGCUUUCAAUUACAACAAUAGCGACAACAACUCCCAUCUGUGAAGAAACGGAUGGAAUGGAUUCAAUAACAACAAUACCUUCAACUGUAAUUACAACAAAUGACAAGACAGCAGACAUUGAAAAUCUGCGACCUUCGUCUAAGACACCGUUUAAAAGUUCUGAAGACAAAUUGGUUAUAGAGUACGUGCCUACGAAGACAAGACCAAUAGCCAAUGUUGAACUGGUUUCUACUGAUAAUGUUAAGACAUAUACAGUGCAAUUCUUUAAUGCAGAUGGAACUGUGACAACGAGAAAGGUGAAUGUUGGCGAAAAGGCUACAAGUGUUGGAACUAAACCUGACGUGAGAAAAGUGAAUGUAAUUAUCACACCUGAUGACAAAGAAGAUUCAUACAAACCUGUUCAGCUUCAAUUAAGUGUCCACGCCUGUUUUGAAGUCAUGUCUACGUCAAUUCCAAGUACAACAACAGUUCCACAGACAGCGUCUUCAGCAGUCAUCACUACAGCCGAGGUUACACCAACACCUACAGCUACACCAGAAAUUUCAACUGAAACUACUCAAACAUUAAAGGUAUCAAGUGGAAAAGUUACAACACCAACUCAAGUGUCAACUACAAGUGCAUCUCCUGGGCUUUCAAUUACAACAAUAGCGACAACAACUCCCAUCUGUGAAGAAACGGAUGGAAUGGAUUCAAUAACAACAAUACCUUCAACUGAAAUUACAACAAAUGACAAGACAGCAGACAUUGAAAAUCUGCGACCUUCGUCUAAGACACCGUUUAAAAGUUCUGAAGACAAAUUGGUUAUAGAGUACGUGCCUACGAAGACAAGACCAAUAGCCAAUGUUGAACUGGUUUCUACUGAUAAUGUUAAGACAUAUACAGUGCAAUUCUUUAAUGCAGAUGGAACUGUGACAACGAGAAAGGUGAAUGUUGCCGAAAAGGCUACAAGUGUUGGAACUAAACCUGACGUGAGAAAAGUGAAUGUAAUUAUCACACCUGAUGACAAAGAAGAUUCAUACAAACCUGUUCAGCUUCAAUUAAGUGUCCACGCCUGUUUUGAAGUCAUGUCUACGUCAAUUCCAAGUACAACAACAGUUCCACAGACAGCGUCUUCAGCAGUCAUCACUACAGCCGAGGUUACACCAACACCUACAGCUACACCAGAAAUUUCAACUGAAACUACUCAAACAUUAAAGGUAUCAAGUGGAAAAGUUACAACACCAACUCAAGUGUCAACUACAAGUGCAUCUCCUGGGCUUUCAAUUACAACAAUAGCGACAACAACUCCCAUCUGUGAAGAAACGGAUGGAAUGGAUUCAAUAACAACAAUACCUUCAACUGAAAUUACAACAAAUGACAAGACAGCAGACAUUGAAAAUCUGCGACCUUCGUCUAAGACACCGUUUAAAAGUUCUGAAGACAAAUUGGUUAUAGAGUACGUGCCUACGAAGACAAGACCAAUAGCCAAUGUUGAACUGGUUUCUACUGAUAAUGUUAAGACAUAUACAGUGCAAUUCUUUAAUGCAGAUGGAACUGUGACAACGAGAAAGGUGAAUGUUGCCGAAAAGGCUACAAGUGUUGGAACUAAACCUGACGUGAGAAAAGUGAAUGUAAUUAUCACACCUGAUGACAAAGAAGAUUCAUACAAACCUGUUCAGCUUCAAUUAAGUGUCCACGCCUGUUUUGAAGUCAUGUCUACGUCAAUUCCAAGUACAACAACAGUUCCACAGACAGCGUCGUCAGCAGUCAUCACUACAGCCGAGGUUACACCAACACCUACAGCUACACCAGAAAUUUCAACUGAAACUACUCAAACAUUAAAGGUAUCAAGUGGAAAAGUUACAACACCAACUCAAGUGUCAACUACAAGUGCAUCUCCUGGGCUUUCAAUUACAAGUUAG
Molecule: messenger RNA, 13239 nt
Organism: Mytilus californianus (California mussel)
Lineage: Eukaryota; Metazoa; Mollusca; Bivalvia; Mytilida; Mytilidae
Product: mucin-17-like
Exons: 85
Coding region: 1-13239 (4412 amino acids)
Source: RefSeq, a predicted model, not a curated record